Messenger RNA from Gadus chalcogrammus (walleye pollock), 2191 nucleotides. It is a transcript of the gene plcxd1.2, whose product is annotated as PI-PLC X domain-containing protein 1. The record is from RefSeq and is a predicted model, not a curated record. NCBI's taxonomy places the organism in Eukaryota, Metazoa, Chordata, Actinopteri, Gadiformes, Gadidae. Gene Ontology annotation, molecular function: phosphoric diester hydrolase activity. Gene Ontology annotation, biological process: lipid metabolic process. The transcript has 6 exons. Bases 675 to 1691 code for a protein of 338 amino acids.
AUAGUAGGAGAUAGCGGUGAAUCGACGAAAAAUCAACCCAGUACCUCGACACACCACCUGGACUACAGUUUGCUGUAUUUUGGUUAAAGAGACUGGCUUAAAAUACGAGGAGAUAUAUGCCAUAAUUGGGGUUUAAUCUAUAAUCUUCGUCUCACAUAAACGCGCUGGCGCAAGGCGAAUAACAACUGGAUUUGGGACGUAGGUCAAGAUGAUUAUUUAUUUUUGCAUUUUUUCCAACAGUGGCCACAUCUCUAAUCGACCGUUAACCUUUGCACACAAAUAUAACCUAUAACCUGCCAUCAUCGAUACACGAUUACGAUAGGAUUUGCAGAUUCUGUAGGAAUCAAUGAAAAUCAUUUCUAUGAUUUUCUAUUCGCACAGGGUCUGAUUUAGUUGUCAUUUUUUCUGAAGCUAAUUAAAGUGCAAUAACAUUAUUGGAUAUAAAGAAGAAGAACAGCCACAGAAUAACUUUUGCGAUCUAUGGGUUGGAGGUCGUUGCUGGGCUUUAACUUUCCACUAGGUGACUUUAACCACUCAGACUACUUCCUUAAACUAUGGACCAGGACGCAUCUAUUUUCUCAUUACCAUUCUCCCUAUAGCUUCACUAUGAGAAAGGUAUGUCUCGGAAAACCGUGGACUAUAACAAAGGGAACUGAAUCUCUGAAGUUUUCUUUAUGCGAACCAAUGGCCUGAACGCUUUCAAACGAGAAUGCGCAUCCACCAUGUCCGACGACAAACACUCUUCCACGGACGGCUUUCUUACCCAGGAGUACGAGGAAUGGAUGUCCCGUUUACCAGAGGAGCUGUGGGACAUCCCAUUAUCCAACCUAGCCAUACCGGGCAGCCACGACGCGAUGAGCUACUGUCUGGAUAUGAAGUCCCCCAUGGUCCAGUCCCAGCCCAUCCUCAUCAGACUCCUAGACCGACUGUUCAGGUGCUUCUCGCGGCCCGUGAUCCUCAGGUGGGCCACCACGCAGCAUAAAAGCAUCGGGGACCAACUUCAUAUGGGGAUCCGAUACUUCGACCUCCGCAUCGCACGGAAACCUCACGACUCCUCCAACUACCUUUUCUUCACUCACGUCAUUUACUCACACCUAUCCGUUUUGGAGACGCUGGCGUCUGUGGCCACAUGGUUGGAGUCCCAUCCCAGGGAAGUGGUGAUCCUGUCUUGCAGCCAUUUUGAGGGAAUGAGCGCCAAAGUUCAUGAGUCCUUCAUUCUGUCCCUCAGGAAAUUGUUUGGCUCCAAACUCUGUCCCAGGAUGGAAGCAGUGCCAACCUUGAGGAGUCUGUGGUCCAAUCGUUGGCAGGUACUGCUGUCCUACGAGGACCAAUCAGCAGCCAGAUAUCCCGAGCUCUGGCCAGCCAUCCCCUACUGGUGGGCCAAUCAGCCGACGGCACAGGGCGUCAUCAACUACCUUGACGGGCGGAAAGCCAUGGGGCGCCCAGAUGGCUUGUUUGUGUCGGGGCUAAACCUGACGACAAACCUGUGCUUCAUGGUCCUGGAGUGGGACCAGUCCCUGCGGACGCUGUCCCAGGAGAACUGGGAUCAGCUGAGCGUCUGGCUUCAGAAGCAGACCCCCGGCUAUUCCCUCCAGAGCCUCAACAUCAUCGCAGGGGACUUUGUUGGGCCCAUCCCCUUCUGUCCCCUGGUGAUCGCUCUGAACCAGAGAUUUCUCCUGCACACCAAGUAGAUGGUUCCAUCUUAUUCUCUCUUAAACUCUACCCUAAAACUGCCAUUAAACCCUAUCCUUAAACGAUACGGUUUAUCCAUAGCCUUAAACCCUUUCUGUUAAAGUCUGUCAUCAAAGAACAAAUGCUUUGUCUACCGUAUUUCAACCACUUCCAAAACCCUUCCCUUAAACCCUGUCCUUAAUGAACAAAGGUUUGGUCUACAGUGUUUAAUGGGUAAAAUAUAUGACGAUUGAAAUGAGGAUGGUGAUCAUGAAGGAAGUUAAUCAUGAUAUAAUUGUCUCAAUAUAAUAGAGAUAUUACUACACUCCUGAUGGCCUAAGAAUUAGGUAAUUUUAAAGUUUUUAACACUAGAUGUAUUUUAUUCAGUUUAUCAACCACUUGUAACAUGUAAUUUAAAAGUUCAUAUUACAUGAAAGAUGUGUAUAAAUGAUAGUUUUUAUAAACUGUAUUCAUGUGCCAGCAUUAAAUAAAUGACUAUAAACAAUAAUGUUUGUACCAA